CCUCAAGCGGACAUAUCUUUAUUGGGGCCUUACGAUACCAUGUCAUUAGAAAAAACUUCUGAGGUUUACGACCAAUUGGUGGACUUGAAGAAUUUUACGUUUUUAUUUAACCCUCCCACUUGCCAGGGGUAUGACGCUGGGUUGUUGUUAUUGUUGAUUGUCUCGUCGAAGCCUACGAAUUUCGCGAACCGAAUGGUCAUUCGACACACAUGGGGCGUAUCACUAGAUUCUAUGAAGCUGGUGUUUUUGCUAGGAGAAACAGUAAAUAGUACUACAAGUCAAGAGAUUACAAGGGAAAGUCGCCUUUAUGAUGAUAUUGUACAAGGAAACUUUGUGGAUGCAUAUCGUAAUAUGACAUACAAACAUGUGAUGGGACUAAAAUGGGUGACACACCAUUGUCCAAUGGUUAAAUAUAUUGUAAAAACUGAUGAUGAUACUGUUGUAAACAUUUACGAGGUGUGGAAGUUUUUGAGAGAUGUAUUGUCCCCGUUUGGUACGAAGGGACUUAUUGCUUGUCAUCUGUAUAAGGAAACAAGGGUGGAGAGGACUGGCAACUCAAAGUGGAAAGUAACAUUGCAGGAAUAUAAGGAUUAUUAUUUCCCUUCAUAUUGUGCAGGUUGGGCCCUCAUCUACUCUCAAGAUGUUGUACCUCAAUUAUUGCAAGUGGCGCAAUCAUUGCCGUACUUCUGGAUAGACGAUGUUCACAUUACUGGAAUAUGUGCUCGGACGAUUGGAGCAUCACACCUAACGCUUGGUGAUCUUAUGCUGACCCGAGACAAAACUGACAGACUAAUCCAACUUGGCCCACAACAAUUUGGUCCGUUCCUUUUUGGACCUCCCGAUUUAACCAUAAGUAAUAUGCUUAAGAUAUGGUAUUCUUUGACAAAUGAAUAUUAUUUAACACCAAGAAAACCUAACGAUAUAUGAAAGGAAUUAGAUUUAGUUUGUCUGUGAUACAUGUGGAACAUUGUAUGCUCAAAUGUAUUGUAUUUUUGUUUAAGAUUUGUACAGAAUAAUAGCAUUGAAUUGGGUGCUACUUGACAAUUUUUAAAAUUGGAGCACAUGUAUGUGAUUGAAUAUCUAGCUACUAUAUCAUAGAAAUCAAUGAGCUUAUGGAGACAAGUUUUUAUUAUUGUUUUUUUUUAAAUUUUCAGUAAAUAUAUUUUGUGUUCUAAAGUAACUACAGGCCACAGUGAAGCGUUACAGAUUUGCCACCGAUACGCAAAACACUAACUUAUGUGUGUUACACGUUUCUAUAAAAUCAACACUGGUAAGCGUCAUGUUGUUUGCUUCCAACUGGCACCUUAAAUCGUUAAAGACACUGUUACGUUUACAUAAUAGUCUUUAUGUUUGUUCACCUUUAGCACCCUUUUUGUAUGUUCAUAUACCUAUGUGCCUUUAUAUCUGUGAUUUAUUUUUUAGUUUAAAAAAGUUUUUCAAAAAAAUGUCAUUUUAACAUAAGCAUACACCUGCUUGGAAAAGCAUGUGUAGGUAUGCUUAAUACUUUAUUUAUCUACUAUAAAAUAAGUUUUUGUUAUCGGGAUUUGAAAGCACUUUUGAUGCUGUAAGUUUUUUAAAUAAAAGCUUGUGAUUUAUUUUGUUGCUUUUAUUUAGUUUUAUGCAACUGUUUAGUUUUGUAUGGAUAAUCUUCGAUUUUCAAUAAAACUUUGGAAAACUUGUAUUACUUUUUUGAUGAAUGUGAAUCUGAACGCUGGAAGGCUAGACGGUGCAUUCUGAUGUGACACUAACACACCUGGUUCUAAAUCCAGCGCUUUGGUUUAUAUUGAAGGAUUCUUGUCUAACAAAUCAGAGAUGUGCAAUUGUUUUCUGUUAUCAUUUACAUAACUUAAAUUUACGAUAAAGAGAUUUACUCUCCCGCCAUAAAUGGAAUACCCUACCCAAGAGGAAGAGAUGAGAUAGGAGAGGACGGUCGACGAGCCGCUACUAGCUGAUAGGGGAUCCCGGUGUGCGAAAUGCUGAAAACAAUGGAUCGACUGUACAGCCAGUAUAUUGAAUAACAAUUUAGUAUCACUAAAUUGUGAUUUAAUCACUAAAUUGUGAUUCAAUACAAGAAGGGGUUUUUGGGUUCUCCCAAAAAUAUCUUCUUCAGAAUUUGGUAACAACUAGGUUACGAAUGUCAAACAAGGACAAAGCAAUCUUGCUACACGUGACACAUUGGGUGUAAGGAGUCAUUUAAAUAUGAUAAAUGACAAAUGAAAAGAACUGUUGGCAACGGUCUGCGAGGACGUCGGUUGGGUGACGCAGACAGUCCGAUCAUUCCACCAAGGCUCAAAGGAAAAAUAUAGACCUUCCCAACAACGGCCAUCCUAGGGUGCCAGGCUUCUUGAAGCCGCCCCAAGCCAAUAGAUGAGGCACGAACGCUUCUGAAUCCAGCACUUUCGGGUUAUAUCCAAAUCAAAAGACCCUGUCAGAGAUUUGAAUGGAAGCGAAAUUCGAUAAUUUUACUUGCGUGAAUACUGAAUUAUUACAACGGUAAUAUUUAUUUUUUAAGUAUUUAUUUUUAUAGGUGAUUGCUAUUGUACUUAUUGAAUUAUUUUACGCUUAGCAUUGUUAUGAACGACAGUCUGACUCUGCUAGCUAUAGUUAAGUAACAAAUAAGAAUAAUUGCUAAAAUUGUGUCAAAGGCGUUUAACUAAAACACAAAACAAUUACAACACAGAUAAAGCAACAGAUAAAGUAUACCUACCUACUUUAUACUAAUGUUUUGGGCACUUACGUAGUGUAAAAAAUUUGGCAUUGACAGAACAUGACAAAACAUAAUUGUAAAGUAACAUUUUUUAAAUAAAUGGUAAUGUUAAUAAAUUUUUGUACUAAAAUAGUUUAAAGUACCUGACUUAUUCUUUACAUAUUUUAUGAAUAACGGACGCAAAAUACUGGGCGUAUACAAUAUAUUAAGUUAAUCUAAUUUUAAUUAAAUAAUUUAACUCGCGUGAAUACCUACUUAUUUAUUACAAUCAUGUCUGGUUUGAGCUGAAGAGUUUUAUUUUAAUCCUGCUUUAUGCUAAAUUGAAUUUAUAUCUUUGCCGUGUUUCGGGUUACCUGUCUGGACCCUGGCCUACGAAUCAUAAAAAAAAAUAU
Messenger RNA from Plodia interpunctella (Indianmeal moth), 3099 nucleotides. RefSeq names its product beta-1,3-galactosyltransferase 5-like. Gene Ontology annotation, cellular component: Golgi membrane. The record is from RefSeq and is a predicted model, not a curated record. The transcript is spliced from 2 exons. Gene Ontology annotation, molecular function: hexosyltransferase activity. The annotation marks the transcript as partial. NCBI's taxonomy places the organism in Eukaryota, Metazoa, Arthropoda, Insecta, Lepidoptera, Pyralidae.